CACAGUGUAUCACAGGCAGAGGGGGAGGGGAGAGAAAGCAAGAAAGACUGCUCUCUCUCUCUCUCAGCACUUGUGCUUUUGUUAGUUCUACACAAGAGGCAGAGAAACAAGAGAUAACAAAGGCUCCAUUUCCUUUCUGUUAGAGAAGGCUUUUGUCUUUCCUCCGGCAACAAUGUCAGUGUCCGGCAAGAAAGAGUUUGAUGUGAAACAGAUCCUGAGGCUUCGCUGGAGAUGGUUUAGUCAUCCUUCUCAAGGAUCGCCAAACACUGGAAGCUGCCUUCAGCAGGAAGGAUAUGAGCAUAGAGGGACCCCGGUUCAGGGCAGGUUGAAGAACCACUCACGGGACAGAAACGGUGCCGGGACCAGCCCCUACCCAUCAAAGAGUCCUUCAGAACUGGCAACAACAGAACGUGAUAGUACAUCUUCAAGCAAAUGAAGACACUUCUAAAGCUGUUCCAGAGGAGAAUUUGCUCAAAGAAGCUCGUGAGAAGCGCUCAGGAGAUUUGGAGAUGAUGGGAGAUGACAAUAUAGAAGAUUCUAGAGCACGAAUAUAUGCUGAAGAACCUGAAGAAAUGAAUAUCACUUCUGAGGAUCACUUCCAUUCUCGAAACCAUGCAGAUUAUACUCUCAGUAAAAUGCAAAACUAUUUGAAAGAGAAAAAAUUGUGUGAUGUGUUACUUAUUGCUGGACAUCUCAAAAUUCCAGCUCACCGAUUGGUUCUCAGUGCAGUAUCUGACUAUUUUGCUGCAAUGUUUACUAAUGAUGUGCUUGAAGCCAGACAAGAGGAGGUCAGGAUGGAAGGAGUUGAUCCAAAUGCACUUAAUUCUUUGGUUCAGUAUGCUUAUACAGGUAUGCUGCAACUGAGAGAAGACACCAUUGAAAAUUUGCUGGCUGCAGCAUGUCUCUUACAGCUGACUCAGGUCAUUGAUGUCUGCUGCAAUUUCCUCAUAAAGCAGCUUCUAGUGUCAAACUGCCUAGGGAUUCUCUCAUUUGGAGACGCCCAGGGCUGUGUGGAGCUCCAGAAUGUGGCACAUAAGUAUACCAUGGAACAUUUCAUUGAAGUAGUAAAGAACCAAGAAUUCCUUCUGCUCCCAGCUAAUGAAAUUGCAAAGCUUCUGUGUAGUGAUGACAUUAAUGUGCCCAAUGAAGAAACAAUUUUCCAUGCUCUCAUGCAUUGGGUAGGUCAUGAUGCUCAGAAUAGGCAACGAGAUCUGGCGAAGCUGCUUUCUUAUAUCAGACUGCCAUUACUUUCACCACAGUUACUUGCAGAUCUGGAAAACAGUUCGAUGUUUACUGAUGAUCUGGAGUGCCAGAAGCUAUUAAUGGAAGCUAUGAAGUAUCAUCUCUUGCCUGAGAGAAGAUCCAUGCUGCAAAGCCCUCGUACAAAACCUAGAAAGUCAACGGUGGGGGCACUUUAUGCUGUGGGAGGUAUGGAUGCUGCUAAAGGUACUACUACCAUUGAGAAGUAUGACCUCAGAACCAACAAUUGGAUCCAUAUUGGCACUAUGAGUGGUCGUAGACUUCAGUUUGGAGUUGCAGUUGUUGAUAACAAACUUUAUGUUGUGGGAGGAAGAGAUGGCUUAAAAACUUUGAAUACUGUGGAAUGUUUUAAUCCAGUUACCAAAACCUGGCUUGUGAUGCCUCCUAUGUCAACACAUAGGCAUGGGCUUGGUGUAGCCACACUUGAAGGACCAAUGUAUGCUGUUGGAGGUCACGAUGGAUGGAGUUAUCUAAAUACUGUAGAAAGAUGGGAUCCUGAUGGACGUCAAUGGAAUUACGUGGCCAGCAUGUCAACUCCUAGAAGCACAGUUGGAGUUGUUGCAUUAAAUAACAAAUAUGAUCCAAAAAGUGAUUCGUGGUCAACUGUGGCACCUUUGAGUGUUCCUCGGGAUGCCGUUGCUGUAUGCCCCCUUGGAGACAAACUCUAUGUGGUUGGUGGAUAUGAUGGUCAUACUUAUUUGAAUACUGUUGAAUCAUACGAUGCUCAGAAAGACGAAUGGAAUGAGGAAGUCCCGGUGAACAUUGGAAGAGCUGGGGCAUGUGUUGUAGUUGUGAAGCUACACUGAAUCUCUCAUUAGCUACUGCAAUGAAAUGGAAUUGCCUCAAGAAUGAAGAAGAAAUAUGCUCUUUUAUGAAGUUGAUAAGCAAAUUCAAAUGCUGUUUUGUCAUUUUCAUAUAUAGUAGAAAUCAUUAACGUUCAUAAGGCUGAAAAAAGUUAAAUGUGGAUUAAAUGUUAGUGUUGAGUGUAUGUGCUGUCUCAGAUUAUAAUCUAAUGAGAAAUCCAAUAGGCUAUGUUUAGACUCAUUACUAUAAAAUGUUACAAUACCUAACAAAAAUUUGGUAGUGGGCAGUAUUUGAAGGUGAUAAAUACAUUAAUACUCUUCAUGUAAGUGUCUAGGAAGUAAAAACAUGUUUUUUUUAUUAAAGGUACUCUACUGUUAGAAACAACUUAAUAUAAAAACAUGACAGAAGCUUUGCAGCAUAAAGUAUGGUUUCAAACAAUAGCUCACCCAGCUAAUAAUACCUCACAUUUGCCAAGAAGAAAGGGAUUUCUUUGUCAAUGAGGCCGAUCAUUUAUUGAUGUAAUUUGCUAUACUAAUCAUACUAUGUCAAACUUUUCACAGGUUAUAUUUUCAGUUCACUAACUGCCAAAAUAUAUGUAUAGAUUUUCUAAUCUCUGAUGUGGUUUGUUGGUAGAUUCAUUUGCAGUAAAACAUCAUAAUGUCGCAUAUACAAUCUAUAUUCUGUAACAGUGAAAAUUUUAUUGAUACAAACUGUGCCUGAUCUUCAGAAUGCGAGGGCCUCAGUUGCACAAAAAUUAAUUAUUUCCUCAAGCAUUUAAUGUGUUCUUGAUAAACACCUUCUCUUAAGUUAAAAAGUUGACAUAAACAAUUCUAAAGAAGAUUACAGUUGAGAGUAUGAAGCACAAUGAUAACAUUUGGAAACACUGAAAUGUUUAAUAUGCACAGUCAAUUCUAUAAUUCUCUUUGCCUAUCAAUACCCUAUUUUCUUUUAAUUUCAUAAUCAUGUUACCCAGCAGUAAAUGGUAAGAACAUAUGUACUACAAACUACACUUUUGAAAACAAAAAACGAAAAAGACUAUUUGAGUAGUAUUUUAGCUUUUAACUAUAUUUUCAUUUAUCUUUUUUGUUUGUUUUUUGUUUUUAUUUUUUAUAUAUUUGAAUUACAAACAAGAUUGAAUUACAUAAUGAUCCCAGUUCCCUUCUCCCUCCCUUCCUCCUGUACCACCCCCCCAACUAAAAUCCUACCUAUCAUUUAUCUUACUUAAUGAUAAAACAUGGUAAAAUAUUGAAAACUCAUGUAUAUGAAGUUAACUUUUCAAGUAAAUGUUCCAUUUUAGAAUUACUAUAA
Cricetulus griseus (Chinese hamster) is the source of this 3372-nucleotide messenger RNA. NCBI's taxonomy places the organism in Eukaryota, Metazoa, Chordata, Mammalia, Rodentia, Cricetidae. The record is from RefSeq and is a predicted model, not a curated record.